UCUCCCCCCAUAAAAUAAAGUGGAGGGGGAGGGUGCGAGAGAAUCGUGUGACUCCUUCUCUCCCUCUCUCUCUCUCUUCACGCAUUCUUACUGUUACUCCCAUUUCAGUUUCUGUUCCUCCUUCCUCUCUCUUACACGACGCCUGCGCACGCUUAUCAAACCCACUCGGUGCUCUUCCUCUUCUUCUGAUCUUCCGUUGCCUUCUUAUUUCGGUUCAAAUUGAACCCACUCUCGCUCUCCUUCCUUUCAUCUGCCAUGCUUGAUCCUCAAAGGGCAACUCUGUUUCUGCAUUUUGCCCUCGUUUUCCCUUUUUGACUUGGCCCUUCUGUCCUCUGCUUUGUAUUUGAGAGAAAACAGAGGUGGUUUGUUCGGGAACCCUUCUCUCUGUUGCUUUCCUGUGAACGUCUUAAAGAAGUCGCCUUUUCCUCUUAUUUUUUUACUUUGUGGUCCUUCUGAGCCUUUGCCGGGUUCACUCGACAAUGAGCACUCAACACUUGAAGAGCAGUGCGGGUGGCCUUUCCCUCUCUUACAAAUUUGGCCGUUUGGACCACCGAGAGCCUGAAAAUCCAGACAUGGGUCUUCAGAUCCUGAGCCCUUCGUGGGAGAGAGCUGAAAACUCGUAGCAAUCCAAAAGCCAAAUGCGAGAAACGGCUGCAUUUUAGGACUCGAGACAAGAGGUUCGGUCUUGGUUUUUUCAGGGGAAGCAGAGGAACAGAAAACGCAGUCCCUUUGCGCUAAAAGUGGAGGAGGGCACACCAAGCUUUGCGCAAGAGGCCACUGGAGACCAGCUGAGGAUGCCAAGCUCAAAGAUCUUGUUUCGAGAUUCGGACCUCAAAAUUGGAACUUGAUCGCCGAACACCUUCAAGGAAGAUCAGGGAAAAGUUGCAGGCUCAGGUGGUUCAACCAGCUCGAUCCGCGAAUCAACAGGAAAGCUUUCAAUGAGGAAGAAGAGGACAGGCUCCUGGCCGCUCACAAGGCGUACGGGAACAAAUGGGCCAUGAUUGCCCGGUUAUUUCCCGGACGCACUGAUAAUGCAGUAAAGAACCACUGGCAUGUGAUCAUGGCCAGGAGGCAGAGAGAACAGUCCAAUGUGUACCGGAAGAGAAAGCCACCGUCUCAUCUCCGUCAUCGCCCUGAUCAACAUGAUCAGCACGCUCAAGCCCUGCCCAAGGGACUUGAUCCUUCUUCUUCGACGACUCUCUCGAGCAAUGUGGAUGAAUCUGACUCCACCUGCACUGAUCUCUCCCUCACUCCCUCUUCGGCCAUGUCUUCUCCUCCCUUCUUCUCCGGUUCAUCUGGCAAGACGGCCGCGGUCGACAAUGUGACCUCUGACAAGUCCUCUUUAACUCGAAACGGCUUCCAUUUUCCUGGACCGGGAGUGAUCAACCCAGGGGGCCUGGACUAUCAUCAUCAACAUCACAACUCUGGCAGUUCAUCUGAUUCAAACUCAGAAGUCUCAGCCCCUGAAUCAGUUGCCGCCCCCACCACCAAUAGCAACAAGAUGAGCCCCCCGAGCUUCAUAGAUUUUCUGGGAGUGGGAUCUACUUGAAAGUCUGGUGGGCGACUCUCUCUCUUUCUCUCUCGCUCUCUCGGUAUUCCAUUGGGUAGAGAGCGACUGAACUGGAGAGACUAAAAGAAAGCUGGGAAGAAAAAAAGAAGCUAAGAAACAUCAAACCAGAGGAGGGAGAAAGGAAGGGCCAGUGAGAUGAGAUGGUCCGGCUGGGUUUCUUCAUUUAGUAACUGAUGAACGACCCUUAUUUGGGUUGAAUCUUGAACAGCAUGUGAAGAGACAACAUGCUGCUGCUGCAAAAAGGGGCCAUCUUCCCAGUUUCUUUUGUGUACAGAGUUAGUAUUUCCAUAAACAGAAAAAGAAAAAAAGAGAGAGAGAGAGAGAGACAAGAAGAGAGAGAGAGAGAGGGGAGGGGCUUGAACGAGAGCAUUAAAUGAGAGACUGAAAAAGAUUAGGGGGAACUGAGAACUGAGGGGUGACACGGGGAGAGGGGGUUUGAUUUGAUCAAAAUCUGAGGGGUGGUGCUGUUAUGAGGAUCUGGUAGGACACAAGAAUAGGUGGGAAAGAACCCAAAAGCCGAAAGCCCGAAAAGACUUGUCUUUUAACACCUCCUCGUGAUUGCGAAACUGACCUGUGAAUAUGCAAAGGGCUUCGCCUGGUCGUCUUUCCUGACUUUUGAAGGCAGUCGUUGGGUUUUUCUGGUA
Molecule: messenger RNA, 2214 nt
Organism: Eucalyptus grandis
Lineage: Eukaryota; Viridiplantae; Streptophyta; Magnoliopsida; Myrtales; Myrtaceae
Product: transcription factor CSA
Exons: 3
Coding region: 998-1549 (183 amino acids)
Source: RefSeq, a predicted model, not a curated record